Dryobates pubescens (Downy woodpecker) is the source of this 750-nucleotide messenger RNA. Its product is annotated as trypsin I-P1. The transcript has 5 exons. Gene Ontology annotation, molecular function: serine-type endopeptidase activity. The record is from RefSeq and is a predicted model, not a curated record. The coding region runs from base 1 to 750 and encodes 249 amino acids. Gene Ontology annotation, biological process: proteolysis. Lineage: Eukaryota; Metazoa; Chordata; Aves; Piciformes; Picidae.
AUGAAGCACUUACUGCUGCUCGCCUUUGUGGGUGUGGCUGUUGCCUAUCCCAUCAGCGGUGAUGAUGACGAUGACAAGAUCGUGGGAGGCUACACCUGUGCGGAGAACUCUGUUCCCUAUCAGGUGUCCCUGAAUUCUGGCUAUCACUUCUGUGGAGGUUCCCUCAUCAGCAGCCAGUGGGUCCUGUCAGCUGCUCACUGCUACAAGUCUCGUAUCCAAGUGCAGCUUGGCAAACACAACCUGGCCGCCACGGAAUCCACUCAGCAGUUCAUUAAUUCCGCUAAAGUCAUCCGCCACUCCGGCUACAGCGGCUCGACACUGGACAAUGACAUCAUGCUCAUCAAGCUUGCCACACCAGCCCAGCUCAACAGAGCUGUCCAGACAAUUCCUCUGCCUACUUCCUGUGUGCAAGCAGGCACCACAUGCCUCAUCUCUGGCUGGGGCAACACACUCAGCAGCGGCAUUAACUACCCAGACACCCUGCAGUGCCUGAAGGCUCCUGUACUCCCUGCAAGCGACUGCUCCCAAGCCUACCCUGGGCAAAUCACAAGGAACAUGAUAUGCGUAGGAUUCCUGGAGGGAGGAAAAGACUCCUGCCAGGGCGAUUCUGGUGGUCCAGUAGUCUGCAAUGGGCAGCUCCAGGGCAUUGUUUCCUGGGGGAUUGGCUGUGCAAAGAAAGGCUAUCCUGGAGUUUACACCAAGGUCUGCAAUUACGUCUCCUGGAUCGAGUCAACCAUCGCUGCCAACUGA